ACGAUAUCGCGAGCGAGCAACUAAGCGAGCGUUGCACAGUGGUGAACUGGAGAAGGUAGACGCGUUUUUAGGGGAGGAACGUGAGAAAGGAUACGCAGUUAUUAUGAAGGGAGGGCAUUUUCGAACGUGUAUUUUCGUCGAUAUGAACGAAGCGUUGCAUCGUGCAUUUAACACCGAACAAAGGGAAUGAACACGUUUGGAGCAUCCGCUUACCUGAAGGCCGAACGCGACGCCGUUAAAGAAACUUUGGUCACUCUUAAGGAGCGACUAAAAAAAUUGAAAAUCGAGGAGCUAUCGAUCCGUUCAGAGAUCCGUAUCAGCAUGGGCGCAGCGACAACAGGCGCUCGGGGAGACCAAAAACCGGUCGGUGAACAAAGUGUGACUCGUAGUGAUCUCGUCUUCGAGAGCGGCGAGGAUAGUACGCCAAGAGGAACUCGGGUGUGGGUGCAAGACUUUGAUUCGCAGCGCCAUCAGCACGAACAAAAUGAAUUGUCAGUCAAUCAGGCUCCGCUCGAACUCGACAUCAACGAGGCGCUCAAGAUAAUCAGCCGCUAUAAAGCGGGCAGUGGCGAUGCCGGAGCGUACGAAGGCCACGAUCCGUUCUUCGAUCGCGGUAGCGACGACGUGGCUGAUGAAGUUGAAGUGGUUGAAGAGGAAGAGGAGGAAGAGGAGGAGGAGGAGGAGGAGGAGGUUGAAGGGGAUGGAGCAGAAGAUAAUGGCAAUGCAGGCAACGAGGAGCGCGAGAUGUACAUCGACAAUGAGGACGAUCGAGACCAAAAAGCGGAAGGUGAGAUUCAGCGUCAUUUUUUCGAGGAUUUUUCCCUUGAACGCGAAGACAUCGACGAAGAUGGCGAACGCUUCGCUGAUCGGCCGGGUACCAGCUCACAGAUGUGUCCUGUCGAGGCCGAGGGCAGAAAACCAGCGAAAAUUAUCAAAUUGGACGAUAAUUUUACAUAAUAAUUUUGUAUUCAAAGUAAUUAUUUCGGAUGCGCAAACGCCUCUGCAGCUGUUGCGAGUCAUGGUAUAUCUAUUGACUAAGCAGUAGAGUUCUAGACAAGAUACCCUGUUGACACGAUGUCGUGAUGUUAAGUCACCUAGUGUAUGUAUGUAUGUAUGUAUGGAUACCAUUCCUGACAAUCGUAAUAACAGUAUCAACGAUUGGAUUCGACGGAAUACAUAAAUGCUAAUGCUGUUAGGCCGUAAAAUAAUGUGUAUAAAUAGCGUACAGCCCAUUUUUAGGCAAUAAACUCUUUUCAUAUUUCGGUGUCUUCUCGACAUUUUUCUCUUAGCUUAGUUUCUCUAUGGAAGUUGGCGUAGCUGGUCAUAAUAUCAGGGUCGUUCAUUACGAUACGGUACGCUGCGUCUUUCCCGCUGAGUCUAUCUAGCUAGUUCUGUAGCUUUUUGAUGCUCUAUUAUUUUUUUUUUUAACAUAAUUUGCCGUUAUGGGCCUGCAAACGUUUUAAGGAACGUGCCAAAACAGGAAGUCACGUCAAAUGAGAAAUACCACAAUACUUCACCACUUGAAUGUAAUUCACGAAAUGAACCAUGGCAUAAUUCUAAAAUGUAUAUAAUAUAGAAUUAAAUCGUAGGAAAAAUUGCUGCCGUAGGCUCGCGUGCUAUUGUACGUUAAAUCUCUAAUUGAAAUAUUUGGCCAAAAGUUUGUACUUCUUAUCAAAUUAGGUCAAAUUGAAUCGAGCACUUUUCUGGCCUGCUUCGGUGAAUAUGACCCUUCGAAACAAGUAGGGAUCUCUGGAAGUCUGUGGUAGAACUGUAAAUUUUCAAUAAAAAUAGAUGUGUAGAAUAACGAUUUAUUAGCAAAACAUUCAAAGAAUCAACUACAAUAGUGAGAAGGGCACGUUUCUCGAAACGAAUACUAAAGGCCGCAUGGUCACUCUAAAUAUUCUACGCUGGUCAUGAUAUAAAACGACCUCUUCGAUAUUCUUUGGCCUACGUGUCCUAUUCUAUUUCAAUGUUCCUUUUAUUAAUUCAAUAAGGUCUUUAACACGAACAGCCUGCUUUUGAAGAUUCUUACUAUUUCCGAAAAUACCCGCUUGCCAAAGAGACACCCACUUUUUUUUUACUAUAUCUAUUAUAAACA
This is a messenger RNA of Varroa destructor (honeybee mite), 2098 nucleotides long. RefSeq lists its product as uncharacterized. The record is from RefSeq and is a predicted model, not a curated record. NCBI's taxonomy places the organism in Eukaryota, Metazoa, Arthropoda, Arachnida, Mesostigmata, Varroidae. Gene Ontology annotation, cellular component: nucleus. Gene Ontology annotation, biological process: transcription by RNA polymerase II; transcription initiation at RNA polymerase III promoter.